Lymnaea stagnalis (great pond snail) is the source of this 1250-nucleotide messenger RNA. NCBI's taxonomy places the organism in Eukaryota, Metazoa, Mollusca, Gastropoda, Lymnaeidae. The record is from the annotation of a GenBank genome assembly.
AGUCAACUCUUCAUUUGGUUCUUCGUCUGAGAGGAGGCAUGCAGAUCUUUGUUAAAACACUUACUGGUAAAACCAUCACCCUUGAGGUGGAGCCCUCAGACACCAUUGAAAAUGUUAAAGCUAAAAUUCAAGACAAGGAGGGAAUCCCACCAGAUCAGCAACGUCUAAUCUUUGCUGGUAAACAACUUGAAGAUGGUCGUACCCUGUCAGACUACAAUAUCCAGAAAGAGUCUACUCUCCAUUUGGUGCUUCGUCUGAGAGGAGGCAUGCAGAUCUUUGUUAAAACACUGACUGGUAAAACCAUCACCCUUGAGGUCGAGCCCUCAGACACCAUUGAAAAUGUUAAAGCUAAAAUUCAAGACAAGGAGGGAAUCCCACCAGAUCAGCAACGUCUAAUCUUUGCUGGUAAACAACUUGAAGAUGGUCGCACCCUGUCAGACUACAACAUCCAGAAAGAGUCUACUCUCCAUUUGGUUCUUCGUCUGAGAGGAGGCAUGCAGAUCUUUGUUAAAACACUGACUGGUAAAACCAUCACCCUUGAGGUGGAGCCCUCAGACACCAUUGAAAAUGUUAAAGCUAAAAUUCAAGACAAGGAGGGAAUCCCACCAGAUCAGCAACGUCUAAUCUUUGCUGGUAAACAACUUGAAGAUGGUCGUACCCUGUCAGACUACAAUAUCCAGAAAGAGUCUACUCUCCAUUUGGUGCUUCGUCUGAGAGGAGGCAUGCAGAUCUUUGUUAAAACACUGACUGGUAAAACCAUCACCCUUGAGGUCGAGCCCUCAGACACCAUUGAAAAUGUUAAAGCUAAAAUUCAAGACAAGGAGGGAAUCCCACCAGAUCAGCAACGUCUAAUCUUUGCUGGUAAACAACUUGAAGAUGGUCGCACCCUAUCAGACUACAACAUCCAGAAAGAAUCUACUCUGCAUUUAGUAUUACGUCUUCGUGGUGGCAGCUAAAGGGCUAAGUUUAUCUAUAGGCCUUUUAGUUAGCUAUUUUUCAAACAUUCUCAUUGACCAUGGUUUUUUUUUUUUGAAAUAAUCGGUACUAUAUUUUUUGUGAAAUUCAGAUCAAUUUUUUAGAUUUCUAUCACUGACAAGAAAUUGUCCAUCUUUUUUAAAGAAAAAAGAAGAAAAAAAACCUUCAAAGUAAAUUUUAAUUUUUGCUUUUUACCACUAACCUUACUUCAAGUUUUUAAGUUUAAGCCUACUUUUUCUGUUGCAUUUCCUACUGGAAAUAAGAGCAAAAUAAAA